Mytilus trossulus (common blue mussel) is the source of this 6247-nucleotide messenger RNA. RefSeq names its product arfaptin-2-like. The record is from RefSeq and is a predicted model, not a curated record. Gene Ontology annotation, biological process: regulation of Arp2/3 complex-mediated actin nucleation; intracellular protein transport. The transcript is spliced from 6 exons. Gene Ontology annotation, cellular component: trans-Golgi network membrane. Gene Ontology annotation, molecular function: phospholipid binding; protein domain specific binding. Bases 110 to 1162 code for a protein of 350 amino acids. Lineage: Eukaryota; Metazoa; Mollusca; Bivalvia; Mytilida; Mytilidae.
GGUGACGUCAACACCGACAACUUGUCAAGACACACGGACAGAAAUAAUAGGAAAACAACCAACGAUAAAACAAAUACAGUAAUUUAUAAGCCACACCUUACAUGCAAUUAUGGCAGGAAGAGAUAUGGUUAAUGGUGGAGGAGAAGUCGAUACUUUUGAGAAAGAUUUGAAAGAAAUUUUAGAAGAUGGGCCAAACUUGAAUGACAUGCAUAACACAGUCCAGACGGGAUCUCCACAGAAAAUAAUGACAUCAUCAUAUCCGGGCGGAUCAGGUUCUUUUGAUAACACUGGAUCUUCUCAGCUACCUAGAUCUCAAACUAUGCCACCUGCAACAAGUCAUGUAUCAUUAUCAAAUAACCAGGCAUCCAGCAAUGGAGACUUCUUACCUAAAACUGUACAGACAGCACAAUCUAAAAUAGAAACCAUCAAAUCAUGGAGUGUCAACACCUUCAAAUGUACUAAACAAUACAUUGCUGAGAGACUGGGUAAAGGUUCAAAAACCGUUGAUCUGGAACUAGAAGCACAAAUAGAAGUAUUACGGGAUAUGCAAAGAAAAUAUGCUAAUAUAUUAAGACUGGCCAAGAACUUAAAUAGUCAUUUCUGUAAUGUUGUACAAACCCAGAGAGCAUUAGGUGAAGCCUUCUCAGAACAAGCUCAACGUUCUCCGGAACUUCAGGAGGAGUUUUCAUAUAACUGUGAGACACAAAGGGCUCUGGUCAAAAACGGGGAAGUAUUAUUAGGAGCAAUGAAUUUUUUCACAUCAACCAUUAACACUUUAUGUAACAAGACCAUGGAGGACACACUGUUAACAGUCAGACAGUAUGAAGCUGCAAGGUUAGAGUAUGAUGCUUACAGAAAUGAGAUGGAAGCUCUACAGUUAGCACCUAGAGAGUCAACAUCAGCUUCUAAAGUGGAUGGCUCCAAGAGAAAGUUUGAUGAACAUAAAGUCAAGUUUGAAAAGCUUAGAGCAGAUGUGUCUAUAAAACUUAAGUUCCUAGAUGAAAAUAGGGUAAAAGUCAUGCACAAACAGUUGUUAUUAUUUCACAACGCUGUAUCAGCUUAUUUUACUGGCAACGAUUCAGCAUUAGAGGCAACGUUAAAACAGUUCAAUAUAAAACUUAAACCAGCGAAUACAGAAAAACCAUCGUGGAUAGAACAAUAAUUUUAUUGUAGCUUUUUUCUGUUGAGAUUUUCUUUUUUGUUUUUUUCUUUUUUGAAGUAUUUAUUUUAUUCAUUUAAUGUUUUAUUUUAUGUUAUGUGAUACUUACAAAUCCCUAAUUAUGUCUUGUUAUUUUUGUCCAUUAUAUAUAUAUAUCAAUGUGAGGGAUAUAAUUCUGCUGAUUGGACAUUUAUUUGUUAAGAUUAUGUAACUUACAAUUAUGAAGUUAAUCUGUAUAAACACUUGGUAAUAUUUGAACACUAAUGGAAAUUCAAAUGGCUAAUUACUUGAUCAAUGUACACAUUUUUAUCUAUAUCUGCAAGAAGGAGUUUGUGAUAGUAAUUAUUGGUCCUCAGAAAUGGUAAAAAUCUUCACUCUAUUUUAUUGAUAUAUGAAUAGAAUGAUGCAGUUUGAUCACUUAAAUAUCACUUUUAUAUCAUAAGCAUGUUGAAAUUGGCAUAAUUGACCUUCAAAUGGCUACUUUACAAACUUUUUGGCAAAUUUUAAUAUGUGCCGGACCUUAACAUUUAAAGAUAUUUGACUUUAACGUCACAUCAUCUUUGUAUCAGAAAUCCUUUAGCAAAUUUUGUCUUUGGUAAAAAAUGUUGAAUAUGAAUACGAAAGUUUUAUUUUGAAUCGGUUAACGUAUAAAAAUACAAACAUAAUGCUCUCAACCCUUUCCUCCAUAGUGACGACUUUUGACACCUGUGUAGUACCUCAGUUGAAACGCUUUGACUACAAAGUGUCUACAGUAGACUUAAUAGAAUUUGUAUCCAAUAUAAAAAGGAAUACCGUAGGAAUAUCCAACUUUAAUUCAUUUGAUGAAAUAUUUGUUUUUCGCAAUGCAUUAAUACUUUAAAGCACAUUUAUAGCAUUUUAUUGAAAAAUUCAUAUGCAAAUCAAGUAUGCAAAAAAAAAUUCAAUUGAGGAAAGGCUUAAGAGCUUUUUACCAAAUAUAAAAUAGCAUAAACACAACAUUAAAACACAAAACAUGCAGACAAGAUAUAUAACAGCACAGGCAUAUUGAAAAACUUGCAAUGCAGUACUUAAAUUUUUUUUCUCCUAAUAUCCAAAUCUUAAAAAUCAGGUUAUGUUGGCGAUCUUCCAAAUCCAACUGUUUAGAUGGUAUUUAUUGAGAACAGAUAAAUUAUUUUGAUUCUGGGAUUAAUUUACUCUUUAAUUUCAAGGCUCCAUAUUUAUUUACAUUUUCUUACUUUCUCCGCAGAAGAAAAGUUUUUAAAUAUUUUUAUUUCUUAAUAUUGUAUUUAAGAUAUUUUUCUUUCUUAAAAUACAUUAUGGUGAAUUAAAAUCUGAUAUAUUUGAGCAAGUUUUAUUUUAUGCUGAAUUGAAUAUUUAUUUACAUAGUGAAACCAAGUUGAUAGUGUUGUCUAAAGUGGUUAUUAGUGGUUUGCAUAAUUAACACUCAAAAAUAAUUAAGUAGUUUAUUUAUUUAUUUAUUAAUUAUUGCAAUGUAAGUAAUUUUGUUAAAUGUUUAAAAGAUGUGACUGUCACAAUAAAUCCAGUCCAUGUCUCCAAGCACACCAGGGGUUAAAUAGAUGCUAGUAGUAUUUUUGAAAAAAAUAACCAAUAGAUUUUAACUAAACCAUCAAUACUGUUUUUCAUUAAUUAUUGUAGCAGACUAGGAUAAUGUGCAGAUUUAACAUUAAGAUAUAAUUUAGAUAAUAUCUCUCCUGGGCAUCUAGGAUUUUCAGAUUAUUUUAAAGAUUAAACCAACAAAUGCCAUAUAAUUACAUUAAAAUUGAGUUCUUAUACAAUAUUGAACCAGCAAUAUUGGUUAAGGACAUGGGAGUCAUUUAGAAACUCACAACAAUUGUUAAUGAUAUUUUCAAUGUCAUUUAUUUUGUAUAUAGAUAUAUAUAUAUAAUGCAUAAUUGAGAAUUUAGCUAUUCACAAAAGUUGUUUAAUUAUUCUCAGGAUCUUUUACAACCAAACUAUUUCAGUAAAAUCCACAUUUUUAAUAUGCAUAUGGUUAAUUUAUUAGUUGGAAAAUUAAAUGAAGACAUAACAUUAUAACAAAUUUUAAAUUCAAUGAUUUUAAUUUGGUUAGAUUUGAGAAUAAGUGAUGUAUUUUUGUAGAUCUAAACUUGCAUUCAAAUUUAUAAUGCUAUUUAUUAAAUACCAAGAUAAGUCAAAUCUGUAAUAAAGAAAAAUUCCAACCUGAAAUUGUAAAAAAAGUUAUUUCAUGUCAUUAUAAAUUAUUAUUUUGGAGGUACUGUAUUAUAGAUGUAAUAUAUUACAAAAAUAUAUAUAUACUGCAAAUUGGGGGAUGUGAUACUAGAUAAUUUCCCUUUAUUUUUAUUUUUUCCUCUAAGGAACUACUAUAAAUUAUUGAAAUAUUUCUUGAUUUUGGUAUUUUUAAGGCGUUUUUUUUUAACAUACCAAAAAUAUUGGGAAGGGAAUUUGGAGAUUUUUUGUUGAUUAAAUGAUGUUAUAUUUCAAAUAUUAAGGUUUAAGUUAACAUUCUGUGAUACUAUAGAUAAAUGAAAAUUCUUACUUGUAAUAUUUUUUUCUACAACAAUAUCACAAGGACGCAAAAAAGUGGAAAUCUUGGUAAAACAAGAAUAGGUGAAAGAUAUUUCCUGAUUUCUCCAUUUUACUAAAUUUUCACCGACUGAUAAUUUUCUUUCUCAGCACAGUAGACUGUUGUGAAAAAUUAUCGCUAGAAACUAAGGGAGCAUGUGUCGUUAUCAAAAUUAAUAACGUUGUCGUGAUAAGCAGAUUGUCAUUGGUCAUCUUAACUUGAUUGCUUUUCUCACUUCGGCGUACUGGCUAGAGCGAAAAAAUCAAUCUCAUUAAGAUGAACAAUUAUAAUCUAUAAAUACACAAUCAUCAGCUGUUUUCAAGACAGUCGUACCCAUAAUCAAUAAAGUGCAAUACUGCAGUCAAACUUCCUAGAUUACAGUGCUUGCUUAGCUGUAAUUUUAAAAGCUAGUUAUAAUGCUAAGUAUAUAGAUGCUUAAGAACUUAUAUUAAACUACUGACACCUGUAUAAAAUGCUUGUGUACAUAUAUUUAUCCUGUCAGUAGUUUAAAUGCUUUUGUAUUAUAAAUUCUGUUAUUGGGACCAAACUGAAUUUUAUGAGUUGUGAAAUGUAUGAGAAAUGGCUGAUCACUCAAAACACAUUGUAGAAUAUUCAUUUAUCAGUACAGAAAUUAAUAAUAUAUAAUAUUUCUCAACAAUUGAACAAUAUAUGAUUAGUUGGAAACAGAAAAGCUUGUACAUUUGACUCUUUGAAGUAUGAACAAUAGAUCCAACAAUGUGAAAUCCAAAUGUAUUUAAAAUAUGCUAGUCAUUGGUGGAGGGACUUUUGUUUGAGCUAAAGUGAAUAAGUAUAUGUUGUUACAUUAAAAAUUUCAAAAAUGCCAUUAUUUGAAUAUUUCAUUUCAGUUCUAAACAUAACAUGAACAAUACUAAUAAUUCAACCAAUAAAUAAACCUAAUGUAAAAUUAACACAAACUUUAUUUGUUGUCUCUUUGACACAUUCUCGUUUUCAUUUUCAUUUCUAUUGAUGGUUCAUCUGGCAUAUUUUGGCCAUGCUAGCUGUUGCUGUUGUUUGACAACUUUUGUAAAAAAAAGAAAUACUGAUCAUCUGUAUCUUAACUUGGUCCGAGUUAUUCCUAAAAUGUGCAUAAAAGUAAUGUCUGGUUAUGCUAGGGUAAAGCCAUUUUGUGAUUCUGUAGGUUAAAAUAUCCAUCAAUACUAAAACAGAAUGGUAAUAGCUUAAUUUGAUUAUUUUCUUCUCUGAAAAUAAUCAGCCAUAAUUACAAAAGGGUUGGGAAUUAGUUCUUUAAUUUCCCUCUCAGAAUUUUGACCCCUACCUUCCAAAGAGCACAAGUAUGUUUUGAAGUGACUAAAACAAAAUAAAACUUUUUUUUUCCCCUGUGCACAUAGGAAUAUGACUGGGCUGAGUUUUGAUACACCAAGUGUUAGAACAGUAACUUACAUUCAUUUAUGAAUAGGACCAUUUAAAUAAUUAGUUUCCAUACCAUGUAUUUUGAUAGUUCAAGACAAUAAGUCUUUCAAAUCAUUAUUUGAUAUGUUGCAUUGUUUUCAUAGAUCAUGUUCAAGAAUUUCAGCAUACUGUGUUGUCAUAAAUGUGAAAAGAAAGAAUUCCAUCCAUAUGUAAACUAAGUAGUUUUAGUUGAUGAUUAUUUAUUUUUCCUGAAUAGGUUGUGAAUAAAUUUUAAAAUGCAAUUGUGAUACUUUCUUCCUACAAGGAAAAUGAAAACAUUAUGUUCAUUAUCAGUAAAACCAAACAAUUCAUAAUUCUUAGACUCAUGGUAGGGUUUAAUCAAUUUUGCUGUAUUGAAAGGAAGGAAUUGAUGAACAUUCUUAAAUUUUUAUGGAUAAAGCUAUGUCUCUGCAUUCCUGUAGCUGUAAACAUUUAUUGCUUUAAAAGUGAGUUUUUUUAAGUUAGUCAGUAGUAAAGCAAUGAAAAAAGCUUAUGGAAAUACUCAAAUAUCCUUAUACUGGGUAAAAGAAGGGUUUCAUUUAGAUCUUGUUUUGAUAGAAACUAUGACACUAUAUGUCAUGACAUUUUAAUAAAUUUAUAUAAGAAUAUAAUAUGCAGUGCUAUACAUAUAGUUUUCUUUUUUUUCUGUCUAAAUCAAUAAAUCUGUUAUAAUAUGGUUGUGUAAAGCAACAUCAAACAAUUAAUCCCUGUCUAGAUAGUAAAUUGACUGCCAAAAAAAUAGUUUAAAAAUACUUGAAUAUGCAGAUUAUGUAUAGCGUUUUUAUUCUAAAAAUUCAAAUUUCACUAUUUUGUUGAGAUUUGGAAGUUGUCUGAAAUCAGCAAUAUUUCUCAGUUGUAACUUAUAAGUAUCAUAAUGAAAUUAAUUGUACAUUACAAACAUUAAUAAGGUAAAGGAAAUAUAUCCAUGUCUACGAAUAAAAGGAUCAUGUGACACCCUGCAGCAUGUUAGAAAACAUCUCAUUUCAUUGUACUCCAGUUUUAUUUCAUGUAUGUUUGAACACUUUAUCAUGUGUAAAUAAAUGUUAGCAAUUCAUGUGUAUCACAAUGUGAAACAAGCUAUCAAUGGUAUCUUAAAUAAAAAAAAAUGAGGAUAA